This is a messenger RNA of Penicillium robsamsonii, 210 nucleotides long. RefSeq lists its product as uncharacterized. The transcript has 3 exons. Lineage: Eukaryota; Fungi; Ascomycota; Eurotiomycetes; Eurotiales; Aspergillaceae. The record is from RefSeq and is a predicted model, not a curated record. The coding region runs from base 1 to 210 and encodes 69 amino acids.
AUGAGACAUAUCAAGAAGGCCUCUGAUCCUCAGAAGGCUCCCGACCCUGCUGCCCACUCGGACCCUGUGGAGCAGUCAACUAACGUUCUAGUAGUUCACGAGUCCAGCGCCUUCGCUGCGUUAUGGGUCGUCGGCCUGAGCUACCCGCCCACACCCACCGCUGCCCUAAACCCAUUGGAGAUCCGCGCCGUGGCAAGCUACCUCGACUAG